GGUCGGCCCGGACGGCGAGCUCUAAUCCGGUUAGGGGGGAUUAGCGUGGAGGUUUAAAGGCCGGAGCGGCACGGAGAACGCGCGCGCCGGAGAGGAAGCGGUCGCCGCCGACCAGCGGGGCAACUCGGACGGCAGCGUGUGAGUGAGCCCGGGGGCGGGCCGGGGGCGGCCGUCCCACCGCUCCGCCACCGCCCGGGGGCUCCGGCCCCGGCGCCCUCGCUGCCCAGACGUAACCUUUUGUUGUCCCUCCCUCCCUCCCUUCGCGCUUUGACAGUGUAGACGAUGCCAGCCAUCAACAUCGAGGACCUGAGCGAGAAGGACAAACUGAAAAUGGAAGUGGAGCAGCUUCGGAAAGAAGUGAAGCUGGAGAGGCAGCCGGUGUCCAAGUGCUCCGAAGAGAUCAAGAACUACAUCGAGGAGCGGUCGGGCGAGGACCCGCUGGUGAAGGGGGUUCCCGAGGACAAGAAUCCCUUCAAGGAGAAGGGAGGCUGUGUCAUCGCUUAGAAGAAUGGCCCCCGCGCCUGCCCCCGGAGCAGACAUUGCUCCUAUACCCCUACGGAGUCACUAGCGUGUCCCUACCGCCACCGGUCCGUGUUGAACGAGCACAGGAGCGGAUUUCUUGUUAUUUUCUAUUUCUCCUUACAAAAAUACAGAAACCCACCCGAAAGCUGCCGAGACCCGCGCAGGCCGCUCGGCAGGGCCGGCUGUGCCCUGCUCCCUGGCGGGGCCGGCUCCUGUCGCUGCGCGGGGCCCUUUCGCCACCCGCUUGUCGGUCGCUUCAUGGCUGUUCGUUGGCAUUAAAGAAAACCUACCCGUAA
Neopelma chrysocephalum (saffron-crested tyrant-manakin) is the source of this 818-nucleotide messenger RNA. RefSeq names its product guanine nucleotide-binding protein G(I)/G(S)/G(O) subunit gamma-11. The transcript has 2 exons. Gene Ontology annotation, molecular function: G-protein beta-subunit binding. Gene Ontology annotation, biological process: G protein-coupled receptor signaling pathway. Gene Ontology annotation, cellular component: heterotrimeric G-protein complex. The coding region runs from base 283 to 504 and encodes 73 amino acids. Lineage: Eukaryota; Metazoa; Chordata; Aves; Passeriformes; Pipridae. The record is from RefSeq and is a predicted model, not a curated record.